Nicotiana attenuata is the source of this 576-nucleotide messenger RNA. Its product is annotated as zeatin O-glucosyltransferase-like. The transcript has a single exon. NCBI's taxonomy places the organism in Eukaryota, Viridiplantae, Streptophyta, Magnoliopsida, Solanales, Solanaceae. Gene Ontology annotation, molecular function: UDP-glycosyltransferase activity. The record is from RefSeq and is a predicted model, not a curated record. Bases 1 to 576 code for a protein of 191 amino acids.
AUGGAGCAGAAUAUCAGAAAAGACACGACUAGUACCCUGCCACGUCAUCACUUAUUGCAGUGGCUGGACAAACAAGAACCAAACUCAGUGAUACUUGUUUCAUUUGGAUCUGCAGCUUCAUUUACUGAUGAACAAAUAAGAGAACUGGCACUUGGUCUUGAACAAAGUCAACAAAAGUUCAUUUGGAUACUGAAAGAAGCAGACAGAGCAAAUGUCUUUAUCAUCAAUGGCAGUAGUACUCGGACCUUUGCUUUACCAGAAGGGUAUGAGGAAAGAGUUGAAGGAAGAGGAAUCGUAGAGCGGGGAUGGGGCCCACAACUAGAGGUGUUAGGACACGCGUCAACUGGAGAUUACUUGUGUCAUUGUGAAUGGAACUCUGUAAUGGAGAGCAUUUCAAUGGGAGUUCCAAUUGCUGCAUGGCCAUUGCAUACAGACCACCCGAGGACCGCUUUGUUAUUGAUCAAAGGUUUGAAAAUAGGGAUUUACGUUAGAGAUUGGGCGCGUAGAAAUGAGUUGGUGAAAGCAGAAACAAUUCAUAAUGCUGUAAAGACUUUUGAUGGAUUCGCCGGAAGGUGA